UGAAAUUUGAGUUCAAAAUUUGUUAUCAAUUUAUAAAAAUAUGGCUUUUAACACAAUCGACUCGAACGAAUUUCGCGGUGAUAAUUCUGAAGAAAACGAAGAUUCAAUCAAGAAAAACGACAUCCCCAGCAUUAUGGACUCGGAACUGACCAGUUUCUCGCCCGGGCAGUACAUAACGUUCACUGUAAUCGUUGUCAUUCUGUGCGGCUUAUCGGUUGUGGGAAAUAUGGGGGCGCUGUAUACAAUUCAAAAGAGAAAAAUGCGUUUGUUUUUCCGAAGUUGCCUCAUAUCAUUAGCCCUAAGUGAUCUCAUUCAAACGGUCUUCAUGUCAACUGGAUAUGUAGCUCAAUUUUCAGCACCAUAUGUUCAAGUUUGGUGCCUUGGUGAGGCAAUGUGUAUUUUUAUUCCAUUUGUGACGACUGGAGCGAUUCUGGCCGGAGGCAUGACUUUGGUGGGCAUUGCCAUGGAUAGAUACUUUGCUGUCAUGAGCUCGAUCCUGGGAUCUUGGAAUCCAAGCAGGACAUUUUGUAUUUUAUCUGUGACGGGAAUUUGGGCGUUAUCUUAUGGAAUUGCGAGUCCAAUGUAUUCGGCUUAUUCAACUUACAAAGUAUACAUUUUACGAUCGAUGGGACUUGAAUUCGAAAGGGAUGAUUCAGAAGUGAUUGGAUUGACGUUGGUGGAAAUGUGCGUUUCCGAGAAGAAAUCAAAUGCAUACUAUUACAUUGUUGUCCUGGCCAUAAUUUUCAUUCCGACGUUGGUUGCCUUCGUUUGGCUUAACUCAAUCAUUGCCAAUAAAUUGUGGAUCCGAAGACAUUCUAUCAAUGCACCACCAGCUGCACCGCCACAACCCCAACCGGGAAAGGCAAGGGCAAAACUUGAAACUCCAACGCCAUCACCAUCACCAACGCAAACUCAAACACAAACACCAACAACAACUUCUUUGUCUGCCGCACUCAGUUUGAACAGGAAGCCUCUGGAGAAACAAAUGGAAAUCGAGCAGCAACAAUAUGAAUACGACCAUCCCUGCCAUUGCCAAGGGGGCCAUAAGAUUUGUUCAUAUUCAACACUAACCGUACCGACGACGACAGCGACAAGGAGCAUGGUGGCGACAACAACAACCACAAUAACUACAACUACGACCGUGAAGUCCCUGGAAAGGGAGACCCAUCUUCAUGAGCACGACAACAAUGCAAAAACCAAUUCGAACGUUGUUGGAGCUACCGCUGCUGGAGGCAACAGUGCGAAGCAUAUUAGUACCCGCGAAGCUCGCCACCUGCGAAUGUUCGCCAUUGUUCUGAUCCUGAUGGCGGUGUUCAUCUUCUUCCGGUUGCCUGCCUGGGUGUUUCUCAUUAUGCGAAUGUACGGGACCUACACGCGUCCAGUUCACUGGAUUUUGCAUUUCUCCUUCGGCAUCCUAACUCUGACCAGCUGCGUCCUUAAUCCGCUGCUCUAUACGUUCCUAGCUGAAACAAUCCAAUAUACGUUGCUCAUGAAAGGGAAACUUUGUGGUCUAAGGCGUUUCUUUGGGAAUCGUGUUGGGCAGAAUAAUUGUGGAAGAACCAUCCAACGACGACGACGUUGCCAUUCCGAUGAUGACGAUGGCAAUGGCAACAAGGACAAUAAGGACAACGACAACUACAACGGCAAAGACGACAACAUGACUCACAUUCCGAAACAACUUCAAAAUGUUAAAAAACUAAAUUUCAACUGCAAAGAUGAUGGCGAUGGUUAUGGUGAUGGUGAUGGUGAUGACGACAAGGGUCAUGCUAAAGAUGCUGAUGAUGAUGACUGCUGUUGCAAAGACGUCGUCGUCUUCGCAAGUAACGAUGGCGCCAAAAGUACUUCAAAGACAAGUAAUGAUGAGUCUAACGCCAAAGUAUACACCAUCCUCAUCCCGGUUCUCCAGAGGGAGGUUAUGUAAUAUGUUAAAUUGUAUCUAAGGAUAUGUGUUGCAACGACACGACGACGAACGUCGUCCUGGAGAUGUUGUAUGAUCUGAUGCCAACAUGCUUGAGUGCAACAUUGUAGUUGUAUAGUUAAAAAUGAAUA
Molecule: messenger RNA, 2049 nt
Organism: Eupeodes corollae
Lineage: Eukaryota; Metazoa; Arthropoda; Insecta; Diptera; Syrphidae
Product: tyramine receptor 1
Exons: 3
Coding region: 41-1921 (626 amino acids)
Biological process (GO): neuropeptide signaling pathway
Cellular component (GO): membrane
Molecular function (GO): neuropeptide receptor activity
Source: RefSeq, a predicted model, not a curated record